GAUGUGAAACUAAAGAAGAGCCUUGAAGGAUAAGGCAUUCAGCUAAGCUUUUGAAGGGAAAGAUUUCAGGCCACACAACUUGAGCAGAGGAAGGAUGGAAGCGGCGAUGGCGGCCUCCACCGGCGAACUGUUCACCGUGUCGAAACGUGUUCCCUCCAACGCAGGCAAAAGUUCAGUGCUGCUACCCCACCAGAGGCGAUGGCAGCAGCACACGUUCACUGCAGCGGCGGCGGCGGCGUUUGCAGGCUCUCGUCGUCGCGUCGCCGGCCACCACACGAUGAUCCAGCACCAGCAGGGCUCCAGGACAGAGGUGGGCGCGGCGCGGCGGAGGAGGGCGGACAUCCGGUCGGAGACGUACGUGCUGAUGGAGCCCGGCGAGGAGGAGGAGUUCGUGUCCAAGGAGGAGCUGGAGGACAGGCUCAGGGCUUGGCUGGAGAGGUGGCCCGGCGGCGAGCUGCCGCCGGACCUCGCGAGGUUCGACACCGUCGACGACGCCGUGUCCUACCUCGUCAGGUCCGUCUGCGAGCUGGAGAUCGACGGCGAGGUCGGCUCCGUGCAGUGGUACCAGGUUCAGCUGGAAUGAAUAGCCAUGCGUCGUGGAAUGCACAACGCGCAGUACUACUGUUACACAUAGUCGUUACAUGUGCGUAAUCGCCGCUUUCCCUAUUCCAAGAUGUUUUCGA
Messenger RNA from Oryza brachyantha (malo sina), 683 nucleotides. RefSeq names its product protein CHLORORESPIRATORY REDUCTION 7, chloroplastic. The transcript is spliced from 3 exons. The record is from RefSeq and is a predicted model, not a curated record. NCBI's taxonomy places the organism in Eukaryota, Viridiplantae, Streptophyta, Magnoliopsida, Poales, Poaceae. The coding region runs from base 95 to 583 and encodes 162 amino acids. Gene Ontology annotation, cellular component: chloroplast stroma.